Messenger RNA from Ylistrum balloti, 2072 nucleotides. RefSeq names its product transmembrane protein 138-like. Lineage: Eukaryota; Metazoa; Mollusca; Bivalvia; Pectinida; Pectinidae. Gene Ontology annotation, cellular component: cilium. Bases 149 to 634 code for a protein of 161 amino acids. The transcript is spliced from 5 exons. The record is from RefSeq and is a predicted model, not a curated record.
UCGUAAACAGUAAUGGCCGCUCGAAAAGUAUAGGACUGUGAUAUUCUCAAUUCGUGAUCUCCAAAUACUUAUGAUGGAUCUGACAUAGUGACAUGUAAAACGAUUUUUUGUUAUUGUGUACGGACGAAUAUACACACCAGAGGCCAUCAUGUUGGUGGAACGAUAUCGCCCCAUCCUCUACCUCCAGUACUUCCUCCUCCUGGUUGACCUGUUUAUGAACUCAUUUAUUGAGUUGUUGCGAUUUGAAAAUGUCAUCCUCCUUGUUAUGUUUGUGGUACAAGAUGUAUGUAUCAUCUUUGCAGUGAUUGUAGUCUUCCUCCUUUUCUUCAACACAUACAUAUUCCAGGCUGGCUUGGUCAACAUUCUAAUCAACAAAUUCAAGAUGGUGAUUGGUGUUACAUUCAUCUACUUUGGUCUUAAUGUCGGCCUACAUGUUUGGGAAAUGACCCUGCGAUGGGACAGUCCCAAUAGGUAUAUAUGGGAUACACCAGGAUUUCUACCUAUAUUUGUGAUACAGAGAGCAGGUGCUGUGUUGUAUUACUACUUCUAUAAAAGAACAGCUUUGAAAUUAGGAGAUCCACGGUUUUAUCAGGACUCAGUCUGGAUCAGGAAGGAGUUUGAGAAGAGGAGAUAAUCCAAGUUGAUGAAACAGUUGUCUGCCAUUUUGUUUACCCUGUUGCCAGUGAUAGUAAGAGUGAUGAGUGUGUAAGGAAAUGUGGUAGAUAUGCUAAAGAGUGUUUGAGGGUUACUCCCCUUUGUGGUGGCAUGGCUGUUGCCACGUUGUACAAGUAUGAUUACAAUGCCUGCUCUCAUUAAGCUAAUAACUGUUACCAAUUUUGAGAAGAAGAUCCCAAUGAUCCUUUCUCAUUAUAUAUAUAGAUAUACUUGUUUAUAUAUAUAUUAUGCAACAUACAGAGACAAAACACAUCAGAAGUGAUAACACAAUACUCGUAACUACAUGUAUAGUUGUAGACAUACAACAGUGUAGCCAAAUGAAAGUAUUGAAAAUUCACUGAAAACCCUUACGUUCAUACUCGGAUUACAACACCCAUCUCUACCCACAUACAAAGAUACACUGCCAUACUGUCCAAUAAGGAAGAGUGAUAAAAAUGUUAGUGAAGGUUUUAACUAGAGUUACAGCAGCUAGUGGGCGUGAUUAUUACUUUUUUCAUUCAAGAAUGUAUUCUAUUAGUCAUUUGAAUAUACUAUUUAUCCAGCAUUUUAGUGGCACAAAUGUUGAAGUGACUUUGUAAAAUACCAUCCUGUUAUCAAAAUCCUUUCCUGGAUUAUUUUUAAGUGAGUCGCUGAAUCAGAGAACAUGACUAAUUAUCUUGUGUAGCUAUCUCAAAUAUAUGCAUUAAGUCUAGUAUCUCAGUAGAACUCAGAUAAUGAUAUUUCUCUUCAGUAAAUUGUUGUAGAUAUUGACAUGAUUUCAUCAAACUGUUUCCCUAGAAGGAAUAUUAUUGUGUCCAAAAACCAUGUUGCUUUCCAUAAAGUCAGAACAUAGAGAAAACCUCACCUUGGGCCACAUGUUGGUCAGAUGGGAAGGGCUAAUCUUUUGUCUGUAGCUUUUGAUGGAAAUGUAAUUACAAGCAUUAUGUUGUAAUAGAUUUGUCAUUAAUGGCUGAUUUUCAAGUUCAGUGGUACCUUAUAAGACCAGACUUUGAUGGUACUGAAAUAACUAGCAAGCAGUCUUCAGAUUGAUGCGAGCUUGUGACACUUUUAUUGAACUUGUUUCAGAAUCUUACAUGCAGCCAAACAAUGACCUGAUAGAACUGAAUGCAUUUCCUUGAAGUUCUGAUGUAAAUCUAUGGUUUCACUUUACUGUGAAAUUGAAGUAUCAUGUUUAGCAAGGUUCCUUAGUGAUAAGUGUUUAUACUAUAACAGACAAGUAAAGGUUGUGGAGAUUAAUAAAGGGUCCGUCCACCAUGUCUUAUUUCUGUAGUUCUAACAAUAUAACAUGCCAUAUAAAUGUUAUAACAGUAAGAAACGUAUGCACAUUUGUUUGUAAUGAUUUUUUGUUUAUAACUGUAGCCUUGUAAUUUUGUCAAUCAUGAAAUAAUAAAUAUUUA